Messenger RNA from Cygnus atratus (black swan), 8737 nucleotides. It is a transcript of the gene EPHX1, whose product is annotated as epoxide hydrolase 1. The coding region runs from base 549 to 1943 and encodes 464 amino acids. The transcript has 10 exons. Gene Ontology annotation, molecular function: epoxide hydrolase activity. Gene Ontology annotation, biological process: epoxide metabolic process. The record is from RefSeq and is a predicted model, not a curated record. Lineage: Eukaryota; Metazoa; Chordata; Aves; Anseriformes; Anatidae.
GCGUUGUCAGCGUGGUCCUUCUGUAAGGCACGUCGCUGCUCUGCCCAGAGCAGUAGCUGGGGAGGUGGAGGAAUUUGUGCCUCAGAGCGCAGCGAGUGCUGGGGAGGUUGACUGAGAAGCUCAGCAUCAGUUGCUACUUGGCUGUGCCUCGAUUCUGGCAUUACAGCAGCACAUUCUGGUUCGCUGGGCCGAAGGCUCGGCUAUCGGUGCUCCUUCAGCCCCGGUGUGGCCGGGGAGGGCUCCCGCUUCGGCCCGAGCCCCGGCGCUCCCCGCCCCCGCGGCAGGACUACAUCUCCCAGCGGGCUGCCGGCGGAGCGGCCCCGGCUGCCCCGUGCCCUCGCCCGGGGGAGCCGGAGGGCGAGCCCCGUGCCGGCUCCGGCCGCGGCAGCUUGAAACCUCUUUGACCGAGUACCGGGCACAUAGUUCUUCUGCUGAAGAGGCGCCUUAUGGAUGAGAAGAAAACCUGCAAAACCUACCAGCUGCGUUUCGUUGCCCAACUGAGCGAUCUGCAGAAUAAGCAAGUGACGUGCUCACAGUCCUGAGGCAUUAUGCUGCUUGAGGUAUUCCUGAUUCUGGGGACAAUCAUCAUCUACUUCUUACGUUCCAGGAAGAAAGAAGAGACGUUAUCCUUUAAAGAUGGAUGGUGGGGCAGGGGCCAAAAGCCUGACACUGAAGAAGAUGCAACUAUUUGGCCGUUUAAGGUGGAAACUACAGAAAAAGAUCUGAGCGACUUGUAUAGGAGGCUGGACGAGGCUCGAUUCUCUGAGCCACUGGAGGACAGUUGCUUCCAUUAUGGAACAAACUCAGUGUAUCUCAGGAAAGUUGUCUCCUAUUGGAAAAACCAGUUCAACUGGAAGAAACAAGUUGAAAUUCUCAAUAAGUACCCACAAUUCAAAACUAAGAUUCAAGGCAUUGAUAUCCACUUUGUUCAUGUAAAGCCUCCUUGUUUGCCUGAAGGCCAGUCUGCAAAGCCAUUAUUAAUGGUUCAUGGUUGGCCUGGUUCAUUUUAUGAGUUUUACAAAAUUAUUCCUCUUCUGACUGACCCUGCCAGCCAUGGCCUCAGCGAUGAACACAUUUUUGAAGUCAUUUGCCCUUCUAUCCCUGGCUAUGGUUUCUCAGAAGCACCCCACAAACAAGGCUUUAAUUCUGUAAGCGCUGCUUCGGUAUUUUAUGAAUUGAUGCUCAGACUGGGAUUCAGCGAGUUCUAUGCACAAGGUGGUGACUGGGGCUGGCUCAUCUGCACCAAUCUGGCGCAGAUAGCUCCCAACCAUCUGAAAGGUCUUCAUUUAAAUCUAGCCUCUGUUACGAACAUGGGAUUCACCCACCUGCUCUCCAUUCUGCUGGGCCGCUAUCUUCCAGGGCUCUUCGGUUUCCAGGAAGAAGACGUUAGGCGGAUGUUUCCCUUCUUGAAAAAAGGGCUCUACAGGAUCUUGUUGGAAUCUGGCUACGCUCACAUACAGGCUACAAAGCCUGAUACUGUUGGUUGUGGCUUGAAUGACUCUCCUGUAGGACUGGCUGCAUACAUCUUGGAGAAAUUUUCUACAUGGACUGAUCUGGAAUUCCGUAAUUUAGAAGAUGGAGGACUAGAGAGGAAAUUUAACCUGGAUGAUCUUCUUACCAAUAUCAUGAUCUACUGGGUGUCAGGCUGCAUAGUCUCCUCAAUGCGUUUCUACAAAGAAAAUCUGCAGAAGGGAAUAGGCACACAGAAACAUGAGAAGCUCCCAGUACAAGUACCUACUGGCAUCGCUUCCUUCCCUAAUGAAGUCAUGCACACACCCCAGGCUUGGGCCCAGAAGAAAUACACCAACAUAGUGUCUUUCCAUUUGAUGCCUAAAGGUGGCCACUUCGCAGCUUUAGAGGAACCUGAACUUCUUGCUGAAGAUAUUCUGCAAUUUGUUGGGAGAGUAGAGAAAGAGCAACUUUGGAGAAAGAAAGGAGAAUAAUUCCCCUUAGGAAAAGCAGGGUAAUUGCUUAUUGCUUACUAAGUCUACUGUAAUCAGAUCUUAUUCUUGACCAGAUAUGAGAGGACAGCAAGAAAACUGCAGGAUAGCUGAGAUAGGAUACAGCCUUGGAAACCCAAGGAUUUUUCUUUUUUAGCACAGCUACGCUAAGAAUGUAGCAUGAAGGUUACUUGGUUAUUUUCUCCCCCAAGCAGAAGCUUCUAAAGCCUGUUCUCUAAUACCACUUACUCUUAUUUUGAAAUUGAGAAAUAGACCUUACCACUGCUAAUACUCAGUUUAAUUAUUACCAACAGCUUUUCUUCACAACAGCAGUAAAAGUUGAGUUGAUGUAUGUGUGAGAUUCCCCACAUACACAAUGGGGAACAGUCAAGCAAGACCUGACUUGAAUGACUGUAUCAAUUAAUCAGCACUGAUCUACAGUGCUCAUUAAACCAACCAGCUGGCUGCUGCUGGCUGUCUUUCUCUUCCAGCCUGUGCUGUUAAGCAGCUUCCUGGCUGGAAGGAAGCUCAGCUCCCCUGCACCAGGCUCCUAGGAAAACAAUGUGUGAGGAGCAGCUGGAGCGUUAGCUGAGUAGCUGAAACACACAGGCUUUUGUAGCUUGGACCAGAAGGAGGAGUUGGGGGUAGGUGUAAUUACAGCCCAAGUAGCCUCUGCACGGAAUUUGUGCUCUUAACUAAAAUCAUAGUCCUGGACAGGCUCGAGACACUAUGGCUUUGCACUGCUUCUACGGGGUACUACUGUAAACACCUCUUAAAAUAAAAUUUAAAAAAAGAUUAACUUAAAAUUAAAGGAAAUUUGCAUUAAAACUUUGAAUAACACUUGCACGUACAUAUGCUUUAAACUUUUGACUAGCUGUGAUUCUGUGUCAGUUCAGAAACUACUGAUUCUAUAUUGCAUUUGUUACAGAGGUCAGGUGAAAGGCAAACUGCUCAAAGAAAACUGAAAGGCAGUGUAUUUUUGCCAACAGCAGUACCUAGUAUGUGCAGCUGAGCUUCAAACACUUUAAAACUGUAGCCAGAUGACUGAUUUCAGUAUGGAUUUGUUCUCUAAUCACUUUUGAUAUACUUCCCUUCCUUGCAAGCAUAGGGAAGUAUAAUCCAUUAAUAACACUUGCAUAGAUUAGUGUUAGUUUAAAAUAUGAAUCUGAAUGGGAGCUGUUAAGUAGCAGUUACUGCUCCUUCCCACAGUUUGUUUGCAGAAUGCAAGUCAACACUGCUGCUGGGCACAUUUGAAUUUUAGUGCUCAAAACCACCUAUAAGCCAUGACAGAACAUCAUUAGGGCAGACUGCUGGUGGACCAAUUUUAGCCAUUUUUCUGAGCAGAGAUGAGAGCUCUCACUACCUUUACUCUGGCCUGGUGUUUCUGCACCUGGGUGCUAGCAGAGGAAAGCCCAGUAGCUCUCAGGUUGCCCUGCAAGAUUUGACUGCAGUGCUGCCACGGACCCUUCAACUGUACUUGAAUUCCUUAACACAGCUGACUGCUUCCAGAUUAGUAUUGAGCACAAAUUCUGUACUCACCUGUAACAGCUUUCAUUAGUCAAUAUUUAUGUCUGUGUUUGCAAAAUAUUUCUGGUUUAGGCUGGUCAGUUCUGAAUAGAUAGGCAGAAAAUAGUCAUUCACGUGAUCUAAAAUAGGCUCUUCUCAGAAAGAAAAGGUUAGAAGGUUCAAUGUUAUCAUAGAAUAUCCUGAGCUGGAAGGGAACCACAAGGAUCAUCAAGUCCAACUCCUGGCUUCGCACAGGACCACACAAAAAUCAAACCAUGUCUGAGAACGUGUUGUCCAAACACUUCUUGAACUCCAGCAGGCUUGGGGCUACGACCACUUCACUUCGGAGCCUGUUCCAGUGCCCGACAACCAUUCCUCAGUGAAGAACCUUUUCCCAGCAUCCAGCCUGAACCUUCUUCUCUGUCACAGCUUCAUGCCUUUCCCUCAGGUCAUAUCGCUUGUCACCAGACAGACGAGACCAGCGCCUGCCCCUCUGCUCUCCCUCAUGAGGAAGCUGUAGGCCACGACGACGUCUCCCCUCAGUCUCCUCUUUUCUGGCCUGAACAAUUCAAGUGACCUCAGCUGCUCCUUACACAUCUUGCCCUCUAGACUGUUCACCAUUUUCAUAGCCCUCUGUUGCACGCCCGCUAGUAGUUUUAUGUCCUUCUUGUACUGUGGCAUCCAAAGCUGCACACAGUACUUGAGGUGAGGAGGACAAUCGAUCGCCCUGACCCAGCUGGCAGUGCUGUGUUUGAUGCACCCCUGGAUAUGAUUGGUCCUCUUGGCAGCCAGGGCACACGGGUGACUCGCAUUGCUUUUCCAGGAGGCAUCUGCUUACCUCUGACAGCAACAGCUGCUUGUAGGCACCACUGUGCUCCCUCUUGCACUAGUCCUUGAUCUCUGGCCAUUUGUUUUUGUCUUACUUCUGUCUCCUGUGUGGUCUUAUAUUUCAGAGCUGGAGAUCAUCCUCCCUCAUCUUUAACACACAUGCAGACAUCUGCUGUGGUGCUAGGGAGCACUGCCAUGUACUGAUAUAACUGAAUACUUCCCUAGGGACUGUUCAGUCACAGCACCGUUAAAGUAAGUGGGGAGGAAGUUUGCUAUAUGAUGCCUGCCAAACCCAUUUUCAGAUGUAAGUAGAAUUUUCUGUCUCCCUUCUGGAGCAGAUCUCCUUGAAGGAGCCCAGCCUCAGUGAAAGAAAGCACAGCAGGGGUCUAUUUAGCAAUCUUAUGUUACAGCAGCCCAUCUAGGCUCAGUCACCAGUGAGAGCUUGACAAAAAAAAAAAAAAAGCCAACCACCACCAGACCUUUAUUUUUAAAUACGUCUCCCAGUGCUUUGCAAUUUGAGACAACGAUAAUGAACACGGACAGUAAGCGUCAGUAAGCACAUCCUUUCCCCACUCUGUGCACCAGGUAGAGUGCAUUUCAGCCUACUGCAAAUGAGCAGUCCAUACUGACAGCUUUAUUUCAUAUAUAAAAUAGUCACAGAGAAAUUAAUUCCAGCAUGAAAAUGAGUUUGAUUAGAUAUUGUCUGAAAGAAAAAAAGGUGUAGACUUUAGAAGCUUAAAAAUGGUAAACACCUGUUAAAUAGUGAAGAUUUUUCAAAUUCUGGUGUCACAAUUCUCAAAACUUAAGCCAACAGCUAUCAGCAGCUAGUGUUCAUCUCCAACUAUCUACACUUAGAUAUAGACACAGUAAAAUCCUACAACAACCUACAAGAGUGCAAAAUUCAGCUACGUGCCAGUCAUAAAUCCUGCCAUCAACUCCCCUCCCCUUUUUCUCAAAGUAAUCACCUGUUUUUAGCAAAGUGCAGCCAAACCCACUGCCUGUAGUGCAAAGUUUAACGCUAAUGAAGUGUUUGUGGGCUAAUAAUAGAAUCUGCAUGUCUUGCUGCAGGCAGGAACUCUCACACAAGCCUGAGACUUGGAUAACUGCCUUGAGUGAAUCCAGACUCACUUCUGAUACACACUCUGCUUUUGGCUAGUGGGCAAUUAUUUGGUACAGUACUAAAGUGAGUAGUGCAGAAGUGAGUGUCAGAUAAUCAGAAAUAGUUUUAACAUUUGUUUUAGCAAGUAACUACGUAUCAGAUUAUUGCAAUAAUAUUUAGUAAGACAGGACCCCUGCUUUGUUAUACUUAAGCAAGCCAGCUGAGUACCUGCUGUUCGGACAGUAAGUGUCCUCUAACAAGGCUAAAUGCAGCACUUGCCAUUGCUGGCUGAGCUGUUUCUUGGGAAUAAGGCUUUUUGACAUAGUAGCUAUAUCCUUCAGGAGAACCAAGAAUCUGCUGAUGGUUUGGUUCUCGAAGCAUUUUACUCUGCUCAAGAGCCGUUUCUUGGUGAAACUUCCAUUUCUGCACCAAAGUUGCCCCAGAGUCCCUGCUCAAAGAAAUUGCUGUCCUAAAGGCCCCACCUCCUUAAAUAGCUCCAAAACAUAGAUCUAUACCACACUGAAAACAGAAACAGGUGACCUAAAUGUUAGUUUUUAAUUAGCCAGUUACUGUCCAUGAAGAGUCUGGAUAAAAGGUUCAAAAAACACAGCAAUGCCACUGAAAAUAAGCAGAACUUCCUUUCCAAAGCACUUCAGUUAGGGCUGGAAUAUAUCUGUUUCUGGUAUGGAAAAAUAGUUAAAGUUGCCUUGUCAUAUACUCCAGCAAAAUUAACUCUCACUACAACCAAAUUUGACUUCUGAUUAUUAAACUACAAAUCAAAAAGUCCUUAAAAUCUAAGCCACUAAAUGCAGCCUUUGGAAAUCUUAUACAACUAAAUAAGGCUUUGUCCACACUAAAGAAAAAAAGUCAGGCAUUACUCAGAUUAUGAGUUUGAAACUGUAAGACACUACACUUUUUGCACCAAAAAGAAAUUUAAGCCAUCAUUAAAAAAAUUUAAAAAUCAUUAAGUAGCAUCACAAGUAGACAUCUAGAUCCAUAAGGGGCACUUAUCCAUCACCGCUGAGUCAGCAAGGGGUAGGGAUUUAACCGUUCAAGACAGUCAAUCAAAUGCACGUUCUGUUUUACAAGCCGGUACAAUACAUAAAAUGCAUUAAAUCAAGACAUUUUUGUCUGAAAGAGGAAUGGAAGCAUCCCUCUGGAUACUGUAGGAAGAGAUGAGGAAUAAAUCCAUAUUGAUUUCAGGCUAGCUUAUUUGAAAACACUGAGAAAUGAUGCCACUUGUUUGAGUUGAUGUAAUAGCACUUUAAGGAACAUAACUCGCACUAAAAACAUCUUGCUUAGGAUUAGUUUUCUUCCGUGAAAGAAAUAACCUGUGCAGUGCCAGACAGCCCUGAUAGCGUAUUGCCAGUGCUGCUGGAAGAAGUAGCCCUAUUACAAUCGUCAGUUGUUUUCUGGAGAGCAGUAUUUAUAAACCAAUCUGGGCUGAGUGACAGCUCUUUCCCCUUGCUAGAUGUAGUCCAAACGUCAGUCUUCAAAAUACCUUCCUGAUUGGAUUUUAAGAUGUUUAGAAGGUUGCUCAUGCUCCCCAUGUUUGAUAGUACCACCUGCAAUUUUGAGGAUAGGAGGAACAAUGAGAUUUUCUACUUAAAUGAUGGAUUUCCAUCUUUUCUUAAAUGAAAGAUAGACCCUCUUUGGUGGAUUCAAACCACCAUUUCAACCUAUUCAAAUGGCUCAAGCCACUGCACAUCACAGUGCAAAGGGAGAACAGUACAGAGAAAAGGUGAAUGUGAAACAUGAGAAGACAAAACCCCACACAACCGCAAAGUCAAAGAGACCAACAUGAGUCAAAGACACCAACAUGACAAACACCACUAUAUCUGAAGACUGACCAGGUAGCUGUUUCAACAGUACAAGGGAGAUGCAAAGAAGGAAACUGACUACUUCAUCUUUUCUAUGCUGCCUGUUCCAGCAGCUGCAAGGGGCCUGGCCUCCAUCUUGCAAAAACUUCAGUGCCCAAAGCUGAGCGAAGGGGCCUGGCGCUGUGUCAGGAGCCCAGCUGUCUGCCCCUCUCAGCAGCUGCAGCCUGCUUCGGGCAGGGGGAGGGCCAGGCCCUGGAGGCAGGAAUGGUGAAGGCAGCAGGUGAAAAGAAAAAGCAGGCCCACAGCCCUUAAAUUCCUCCCAGUCCCUGAUUUGCCCCCCUCUCCCCAUAUCCCACUUCACAUCCAAUGCUAAAAUCAACUUUUGCCUGUCCUGCUGGCUACCAGAAAAAAACAUUCCCACCCCUCCUUCUCAGCACAACUCACAGUGUUGCUUCAUUCCUAGUUCUCCACCGCACAAGGAUGUGUGGAUGUGCUCCACCCAGAGGUAUAAACCAAAGUCAACAUAAGCAGUUAUAUUCAAAUAACCGAUGCCCAUCUCUUCUGCCAAGGGACCUGAAAGGCCCAGCCCAGCUACCGCUUCUGCCUCUUUUCUGGAUGGCAGUCCUCACUCAGUGCAAUCGUACGAGCAGGACACUUGGGUUGCAGCUAUGCUCUGGCUGAGUAUACGUAGUCCCAUUCACUUUUGGACUACAUGGCCAUCAUUGCUUUGUCACCUCUCCUCAGAGUGCACCUGUUAACCUUUCAACUUCCCAAACUGACGUAGUCUAAGGACUUGAUUUUUCAGCAGUUACACUCUUUUUUCAACCAAGCCUACAUUGUUGGAGAGGUUUUGUAUGGAAAAUAUAUUUGUAUCUCGAGUUCUAGAAAUUCUCGGGCAGUCUCGAGGGAGCUAAGGUCCACCUCUACGUAUUUGUCUCACUGAUUUUUGUUUAUGUCACCCUAAGUCUUUUGUGGCUGGUAAAGCUUUUUGCAGUAAUCAGAAAGAAUCCUUAAUGUUUCAGAGGAACAAGAGACAAAGAAGGAAUAAGCAAUAUCUCACACGAAACUGAGCCCCCUGCAGAAUACAGAUAAAAUUAAUUGUCCUAACCUCUCUAUUAUGUCUUUUUCCUCUUAAAGCUAAAUGAGGGGAAUUAUAGCUUGAAUGAUUCCUCUUAAAGGCACACAAACAAUUAUUCCCCAACUUUUGCCCUUUUCUUCCUAAUGAAUAAGCAAAUUACAAUUUCUAGUCUCAGAGCAGAAUGAAUUCUCACUGUUUUAGGAAUAAUUCUGAUGUGAUAGUUGUAAAACAUGAAAAAAAUAAGAAAAGCCUACUUUAUUCUCAAAGACUAUGUCUGCAGCCAAAUUAUGGUUCUUAGCAAUUUUCUAAAUCAUUUUCCCUUUCCACUUAACUCUGUGGAGAUAGCUACUGGUUUAAUUUUUCUAUGCCUAUAGAGGAAAAAAACAAAACACAGCUGAUUUGCCUUACGCAAAAAAAAAAAAAAAAAAAAAAAAAAAAGAAUUCAAAGUUUUGACAUGGAACACCU